This is a messenger RNA of Arabidopsis arenosa, 723 nucleotides long. The record is from the annotation of a GenBank genome assembly. NCBI's taxonomy places the organism in Eukaryota, Viridiplantae, Streptophyta, Magnoliopsida, Brassicales, Brassicaceae.
UCCAGAAACAUUUAGAAACGGGUGAGAUACACAGCGAUGGCUUCGUCUCUGAGCACUAGAUUAUCGGCGAUAAUCGGAUCUCGACGGAGUUUUCCGAUCGUCGGCGCGUUUUGCGUGCUCUCAACUCUCUCAAUCUCUUCUCUUUCUUCGUCUUCUUCCUUCAAAUCGGGUUGUGCACAGUCUUUCUCUGUUGUUCCUCUCUUAAGGUCUAAGUUUAGCAGUAAGGCUUCUUCUUCGUCGAUCAGAAUGGAGGAGAGCAGCAAAACUGUGCCAAGCAUUGUUGUCUAUGUCACUGUUCCUAACAGAGAAGCAGGAAAGAAGUUAGCUAACAGCAUAGUCCAAGAAAAGCUUGCAGCGUGUGUGAACAUUGUGCCAGGCAUUGAAUCGGUGUACGAAUGGGAGGGGAAGGUUCAGAGUGACUCCGAGGAGCUCCUAAUAAUCAAAACAAGGCAAUCUCUUCUAGAGUCUCUAACCGAGCAUGUCAAUGCAAAUCACGAAUACGAUGUGCCAGAAGUAAUUGCAAUGCCGAUAACUGGUGGGAGUGACAAGUAUCUAGAAUGGUUGAAAAACAGUACAAGGAACUGAGAUCUCGUAGCUGUCCAUCGUCAAUGGCUUUGUAGUAUUGGUUUCUUUUACAUUUCAACAACCUCUGUAUUAAAGAUAAAACGUGUGAAGUGUAAUACUGGACCAGGUCGUCAAAUGAAACAAACAAUGACAUUGUUC